Molecule: messenger RNA, 2030 nt
Organism: Aspergillus novofumigatus IBT 16806
Lineage: Eukaryota; Fungi; Ascomycota; Eurotiomycetes; Eurotiales; Aspergillaceae
Product: cytochrome P450
Exons: 4
Coding region: 247-1821 (524 amino acids)
Biological process (GO): ergosterol biosynthetic process
Molecular function (GO): monooxygenase activity; oxidoreductase activity, acting on paired donors, with incorporation or reduction of molecular oxygen; heme binding
Source: RefSeq, a predicted model, not a curated record
CUGGAUACUUGCACGGAAAAAAGCAAGCCAACCAGCAGAUGCCUAUCCUUUUUCUUCCCAUCUUCAUUUCGUCUUCCCCAAUUCCUGUACUCUCUGUUCGUUUGUGAAUUCGUGCGUUCUUUAGGCUCCCUAAAUUCGUGCAUUUCUCUUCAAGGAUUAGGAGGGUGCCUCUAGGCGAGACACUCGCCUUCCUUUAUCCGCUGCGACAGUUACUCGGUUGAUCGAUUUGAACACUGUGCUGCAGCGAUGGGUCUUAUCGCGUUCGUCCUCGACGGCAUCUGCAAGCAUUGCUCGACGCAGUCAACAUGGGUGCUUGUGGGAGUCGGACUACUGUCCAUCCUCGCUGUAUCUGUCAUUAUCAAUGUGCUGCUGCAGCUACUGUUCAAAAAUCCUCACGAGCCUCCUGUGGUCUUCCACUGGUUCCCCUUUAUUGGUAGCACCAUCAGUUAUGGCAUUGAUCCGUACAAGUUCUUUUUCGACUGCCGCGCAAAGUAUGGCGAUAUCUUCACAUUCAUUCUACUUGGCAAAAAGACAACGGUGUAUCUUGGUACGAAGGGCAAUGACUUCAUUCUAAACGGCAAGCUGCGAGAUGUUUGCGCUGAAGAGGUGUAUUCACCACUCACUACGCCUGUUUUUGGUCGACAUGUCGUGUAUGACUGCCCUAAUGCUAAGCUUAUGGAGCAGAAGAAGUUCGUCAAAUACGGUCUCACCUCUGAUGCGCUCCGAUCUUAUGUUCCCCUAAUUACGGAUGAAGUAGAGAGCUUUGUCAAAAAUUCUCCGGCCUUCCAGGGACACAAGGGCGUCUUCGAUGUAUGCAAAACAAUCGCUGAAAUCACCAUUUACACUGCUUCGCGCUCGCUUCAAGGGAGAGAAGUUCGAAGCAAAUUUGAUUCCACAUUCGCAGAGUUGUACCAUAACCUUGACAUGGGUUUCGCUCCUAUCAACUUCAUGUUACCCUGGGCCCCGCUGCCACAUAACCGCAAAAGGGAUGCUGCGCAGCGCAAAUUGACCGAAACUUAUAUGGAAAUCAUCAAAGCACGCCGUCAGACUGGCAGUAAGAAGGAUUCUGAAGACAUGGUCUGGAAUCUCAUGUCCUGCGUUUACAAGAACGGCACACCGGUUCCCGAUGAGGAAAUCGCUCAUAUGAUGAUUGCCUUGUUGAUGGCGGGUCAGCAUUCUUCCUCUUCUACUGCUUCCUGGAUUGUUCUGCGCCUUGCGACGCGGCCUGAUAUAAUGGAAGAGCUAUAUCAGGAACAAAUUCGUGUUCUCGGAUCCGAUUUGCCUCCACUCACGUAUGACAAUCUGCAGAAGCUGGAUUUGCACGCGAAGGUCAUCAAGGAGACUCUACGCUUGCAUGCACCGAUUCACUCGAUCAUUCGAGCCGUGAAGAAUCCCAUGGCUGUGGAUGGUACUUCAUAUGUGAUCCCGACAUCUCAUAAUGUUCUCUCUUCUCCAGGCGUCACUGCCAGGUCUGAGGAGCACUUCCCAAAUCCACUCGAAUGGGACCCUCACCGUUGGGAUGAGAACAUUGCAGCUAGCGCUGAGGACGAUGAGAAAGUUGAUUAUGGCUAUGGGUUAGUUAACAAGGGCACCAAUAGCCCGUACCUCCCGUUUGGUGCUGGACGGCAUAGGUGCAUUGGCGAGCAAUUUGCAUAUCUUCAGCUUGGCACAAUCACCGCUGCACUUGUGCGGUUAUUCAAAUUCCGUAAUUUGCCAGGUGUCGAUGGCGUCCCCGACACAGAUUACUCUUCUCUGUUCUCCAAACCGCUGGGCCGAUCUUUUGUGGAGUUUGAAAAGCGGGAGUCCGCUACCAAAGCCUGAUCGUGAUCACUACAUCAAUGCCUCUUCUUGAUAUGAUUGCAUGGAAGGUAAUUUCGUUAUCACUUCUGGGUAUUCUGCCAUGUUGUUUGGCAGUUUGCGGUUCCAGAACUUGUACAGCAUUUAAUCUCUGGAUGUUCAAUUUUGAAGUUCUAUACCGUAUUGAUUUCAUAACUUAGCAUAUUAUGAGGAAUAGAUAAUGUCUUUAUAAG